Amoebophrya sp. A25 is the source of this 1027-nucleotide messenger RNA. NCBI's taxonomy places the organism in Eukaryota, Dinophyceae, Syndiniales, Amoebophryaceae. The record is from the annotation of a GenBank genome assembly.
GGCCCAAGAAAGCUACGUGAGGCGAUGUAGGGAUGCGAUACGGCGCUUAGUCCAAGACUUCAGCGAAGAUGGCGAGGUCGGCCUCCCACAAAGGAAUUGGCGUGAUUGCGAAGGCGGAGGCCGAAAGCAGGAACUGGAGAGUCGAUACUUGGUGCCAGCUUACUCGAAGAGUAUCCUAAGGCUCAUUUCAUAGUUCUUUUGUGUCCAUUAUAACUGUGAUACGUCGUCCUUUGUUCUUACCCUCUACGACCACAACUUCUUUGUCAAGUUCAAAGAUCAGGCUCUCUUAGUUGUUUUAGGAGCACUUUAUACAACAUGUACUCCAUUAUACCUGUAUAAGUUUUUUCUCCAGCACACCUUCUUCUAGAAGAUAAAGAUGAAAAAUGAUAAGAUAAGAAGAUGAGAUCGAUGCAUCAUUCUUGUGAUUGUGAACUCUAAGGAUUACGGCAUUCGCAAGUUUUAUCGAGUAUUGUCCGAGUGUGGAGAUUCUUGUGCGGGAAAUUCUACAACACGUGCCACAAGCCGCCAUGUGGUUGUGGGAGGACUCAGGAACUUCUGGUGGAGGACAGGGCACACGUGGAGGUGAUAGACGACGUGGCGGAGCACGCGGCAGAGGGGGUCCGGCCGCUGCUGCUGCUGCUGCGAGAGCAGACCAUCUAGGUGGCGUUGGGGAUCUGCAUCUUCCUAUCCCGGGCAUAGGUGGUGCUGACAUCGCUUACCUAGAAGACGAGCCUGGACUACUCGGUCCACGCUGUUUUCUCACCGCUUCCGCUGGAGCGUUUGACAGCCGGUGGUUUACAAAACCAGGGAGAAGAAGAGCAGAAGCUGGACCUUAAGCCAUUUCUUGAUGUUCUUCUUUGUCUCUUUAAACCGCGCCCUAAACUUCCAUAUUUUUAUUAGUCAGGAGUUUCUUUUGAUGAUGAUGACUGGCACCAUAGUUUUGAUGCCUAGAAGUCGAGCUGCUUAAGCUGCAUCUAUCUGUGGAUCUCUAAUCUCCAAGCCGCGGCGACCUUUCCAGUGGUUCGUG